CUUUGCAAAUUUGCAACUAGCUAUAGCCUGUGAGGUUUUGUGCACCAUGGGCAUGGACGAGAAGAGUUCGGUGGCCAGGAAGGCCGGGCUGAUCACCAAGACGUUGGACCGGUGCCGGAGCACGACAACGAAGCCAGCAGAGGGCUGCUUCUCGGUGUACGUCGGCGCAGACAGACAACGGUACGUGAUGCGGAUGGAGUGCUUGAACCACCCGUUGUUCCAGGCGCUGCUGGAGGAGGCCGAGGAGGCGUUUGGGUACGCAGACGCAGGGCCCCUCGAGCUGCCCUGCAACACCAAGGCGUUCGCCAAGGUGCUAGAGAAGAUCGAGGGGGAGAAGCAGAUGGCGGCCCAAAGGAGGCAUGUCCUCCCUAGGGCGAACUCCUAUCGGUCGCUUGGCACUGGCUGGCCUAUGAUUGUUGGCCGGUCGUAACAUUUGCAUUUGGAUUGGAUGAUGCCGACUGCCGAGUUGAUGAGCUCUGAGUUUCUGUUGAGCUUGCAUCCUCCUACUAUCGUGUACACAGUUUGGAAGCAACCUUAGCUCCCAAGUAUGGUACUGUAAACAACAUCACCAUAUACUUGGCAAUCUUAGAUAUUUUUCUUUCUUAUUCUAUUUUCUGUUUUUGUGAGAAGGCAUUGUUAGAUGUUAAUGUGUGUUCUCCUCCUAAGUUGUAGUAACUGUCUGCGGAAGUGUUAUACAGAUACACAAUAGAAUUUGUAAGUUUUUUGCCGACUAUAUAUGGCGUAAUACCAUAAUUCCAAAGUAGAAUAGCGCCCUUCUAUUCCUCUCACACUGAUUGCAAGUUGGAGCGUUGCGUCUGUACUGUGUUUAUUCAGAGAAAAGUGAUUUACAUGAAACUA
Messenger RNA from Triticum aestivum (bread wheat), 858 nucleotides. RefSeq names its product auxin-responsive protein SAUR23. Bases 47 to 430 code for a protein of 127 amino acids. The transcript has a single exon. NCBI's taxonomy places the organism in Eukaryota, Viridiplantae, Streptophyta, Magnoliopsida, Poales, Poaceae. Gene Ontology annotation, biological process: response to auxin. The record is from RefSeq and is a predicted model, not a curated record.